This is a messenger RNA of Plasmodium gallinaceum, 759 nucleotides long. RefSeq names its product fam-g protein. The transcript has 2 exons. The record is from RefSeq and is a predicted model, not a curated record. Lineage: Eukaryota; Apicomplexa; Aconoidasida; Haemosporida; Plasmodiidae. Bases 1 to 759 code for a protein of 252 amino acids.
AUGAGAAGGUUAAUUUUAUUUUUAAAAAUUACUACAUUCCUUCUUUUAAUUUGGAUGUAUCUAUGUUUUCAUAACUGUUUUUCCUAUAAAACUUUGAUUGAUAAAAAUAUAUUGCAAAUAAAAAAUGAGUUAAAAUAUGAAAGAGUAUUAACAGAGGGUGACAUAGAAGAAAAAAAGAAAAAUUACGCUGAAGGAUUCCUAGAAGAAUGUUCAUUAGAUAAAGAAAAAAAAAAAAAAAAUAGGAAAAAUCCGGUUCAAUACGAGAAUCCGUACGAUAUAUGGCAGAGAGAUACUACUCCAUAUUUGUGGGAGCAAUUUAAAAAAGAGACAAGUGAAAUGGACCAUAAAUGGAGAGACGAAAAAUGGAAUAAUGAAUGGAAUAGAAUUUCAGCUAACAAAGUUAAAGAACUAUCUUCAAUAUUUCAUCGAAGUGAUAUUUCAGAAGAAGAAAAAGAAAAAUUAAUUGAUUGUGCUGAGAAGGAAAUCUACAAACUAUUCGUGAAAUUUUUAGACGAAUGUAAGACAGAGAUGAGAGGCAAUAAAACAGAGUCCGAAUCUAAGAAUGAGAUGACAGACAAUAAAACAGAAUCCGAAUCUAAUAAUGAGAUGACAGACAAUAAAACAGAAUCCGAAUCUAAGAAUGAGAUGACAGACAAUAAAACAGAAUCCGAAUCUAAGAAUGAAAAGGGAAAAAAUAAAAUAAAAAAUAAGAAAUCAAAUAUUUUGAAAUUUCUUUUUAAGAGGUUUGAUAACCAUUAA